Molecule: messenger RNA, 498 nt
Organism: Acanthosepion pharaonis
Lineage: Eukaryota; Metazoa; Mollusca; Cephalopoda; Sepiida; Sepiidae
Source: the annotation of a GenBank genome assembly
AUGUUUCUCGUCCAUGAGAAUUUCCCUUCCGUUCACAUUUUUUUUACUAUCUAUCUAUCUAUCUAUCUAUCUAUCUAUCUAUCUAUCUAUCUAUCUAUCUAUCUAUCUCAGUUUGUUACAGUCUAUCUAUCUAUCUAUCUAUCUAUUUAUCUAUCUAUCUAUCUCAGUUUGUUACAGUCUAUAUAUCUCAGUAUGUUUCUAUCUAUCUAUCUAUCUAUCUAUCUAUCUAUCUAUCUAUCUAUCUAUCUCAGUUUGUUACAGUCUAUAUAUCUCAGUAUGUUUCUAUCUAUCUAUCUAUCUAUCUAUCACAGACUGUUCAUUAUUUGUUUAUCCAUCUCAGAUGACAUCUGUCUAUCUAUCUAUCUCAGUUUGUUACGAUCUAUCUAUCUAUCUAUCUAUCUAUCUAUCUACAUUAUUUACAUUAAUCGAACUAUUAAAUCUAUCUAUCUAUCUAUAAAAUCUUGUAUUCAUCCUUUUGAUAGCUUAGUGGACGAGUGA